This is a messenger RNA of Paramuricea clavata, 994 nucleotides long. Lineage: Eukaryota; Metazoa; Cnidaria; Anthozoa; Malacalcyonacea; Plexauridae. The record is from the annotation of a GenBank genome assembly.
AUGGUUUCGAAGUGUCCAACGUGCAACGAAAACAGAAACAGCAACGCCAAACAGCCUUUGAUUCAUCAUGAAAUACCAGACCGGCCAUGGGCAAAGAUAGCAGUUGAUCUGUCCGAGUUUAAGAACACUAACUAUCUUCUAUGCGUUGACUACUAUUCGAAGUACCCAGAAGUGUCCAAGCUCCCUAGUUUAAAGAGUUCAGCAACCAUCACUACAUUAAAGUCCAUCUUUGCUCGUCAUGGCAUACCAGAUGAGGUCGUCAGCGAUAAUGGUCCGCAGUUCCCCAGUGCUGAGUUCAACAACUUCUCCAAACUUUGGGAAUUUCGUCACGUUACUUUAAGCCCCGAAUACCCUCAGUCCAAUGGACAAAUUGAAAGAACAGUUCAAACACUAAAAAAAUUACUGAAGAAAGCUGACGAAAGUGGUCAAGACCCAUAUCUCUCUAUCCUGGAAUACCGUAACAGCCCUCUGGAUAGUGUUAUGAAAUCACCAGCACACCAGCAUGCUAAUGAGCCGUAGACUUAAGACUCGUCUUCCGACCAUCACCCCAUUGUUACAGCCACAAGUUCCUUCAAACGCUGCCAAAGAGUUGAGAUCCCGACAACGAAUACAGAAGAAAUACUACGAUGUUGGCUCUCGAGUAUUACCACCCCUUCACAAAGGAGAUGUUGCAAGAAUGCGAAGACAGGGAAAGUGGUUACCUGUGACAGUCAUUGAGCAACAUGGUACAGUACCACAAUCUUAUCUGGUACAGACUCCAGAUGGUCGCAUUUAUAGACGAAACCGACGACAUCUCUUGAGGACGAACGAAGGUCACGAUGACUCGGUCAAUGAUGAUUUAGAAGAAGAAACUGAGGAUUUAGAAGAAGAAACUCUGCACACAGAAAACCUGCCGAAUGAUGAAGAGAAAUGUAUAGAUGCGGAAGGAAACCAGAUCACGAGAUACGGACGGGUAGUACGUAAGCCGCAGCGUUAUGGACUGAGCUCGAAUUAA